Molecule: messenger RNA, 1770 nt
Organism: Symbiodinium necroappetens
Lineage: Eukaryota; Dinophyceae; Suessiales; Symbiodiniaceae
Source: the annotation of a GenBank genome assembly
AUGGCUCCUGGCAUUCUACGCAUAGUGCCUCCUGAAGGAAGUGAGGUGCUGCCCAGAGAGGGCAACCUCGUUGCUGUGCGCGCGGAAGGAAAUCCUGCUGCUUGUGCGGUGGGUCGACUGCGACUACCAGCUGCAGCAGUAGGUGCUGGAACCAAGGGCGAAGCCGUCGAAGUCCUGCAUUACUUCGGCGAUGCUUUGUGGGAGGCAAUGGGAAGCCCACGGCCAGAUGGCUUUGUAGGUGCCGAGAUCCAGCCUACUGAGGCGACGGAGGUGCAGGCUUCGGCUCCGGCAGAAGCGCAAGGAUAUCCUCCGACGACGGAGGUGGACGCCGCCAAGGACUCCGAAGAGUCAGGGGCCAAAGCUGGACCGGACAUGGACAAGGCACUCGAAGAGACCCUGCUGCAGGCCAUCAAGACUCGCAUCAAGGAUCGGGACUUGCCCAUGGCUGGCAACGUGGUCUACACGCAGCACAUGCGACCCUGCAGGAGGGCCGGAUCCAACAUCGAUGUCAAGGUUAGUUCUUUCAAGAAGCUCGGUGCAUUUCUUGCCCAUGCCGAGGACUUGCAAGGCUCCAAGAGCAGGGACGCCCAGGGAAAGCCCCGGGCGGCCCUGACAAUGCGACACAAAGCUUGCAAGAAAUGCGUCAUCACCAUCACCAUCACCAGACCAUCCAUGGCAACCAUCUUCAUCGUAGGAAUGCAGGAGCUGGGAUGGAUUGCCAUGAAGAAGUCGUCAGAUCCUGUGAUGACGAGGAUUUUCCGCGACCAUCCCGACAUCCGGGAAUGGAAGCCGUGGCCAAAGCAUGUGGUCACGGCAGAAGCUGACGAAGCACCUGCAGAAGCUGCAGGGAAAGAUGCGAAUUGCCCAUCUGCAGCCAUCCAGAUUGAGCUGGUGUGGAAGAUAGUGAAGCUGAAGCCCAUACUGGAGGUGCUGAAGGCAGAGAUGCCCUCCGAUGAGUGCUGGACGCGGGAGGAGUUCCCAAGCAGUGAAGUUGUAUGCAGACGCUCGUUGAAAAACAACCGCAAGCGCAUCGGCCCAGACCCGUUGCUGCACUCUGCUCUGCAGACGCCGUCAGAGGAGUCGGCUGCCAGCAUGUCGCCCGACGCCGUCACAGACAAUAUCCUGAGGACACUUCCAUUGUGUCAUCGUGUGACUGCUCCGCAGGGCGGGGCCGCCGGAGGUUUGAAGACGAGCGUGAGGCCCGGCAAGCCCCCGUCGGUCCAGGUGAGAACAGACACACGCCGUGGCCACAACGUCACUUUGAUCCAGGGGCUCGAGGCAUAUGGUGUCAACAUGGAGGCCUUUGCAUCUUCCUUGCAGAAGGCUUUGGCAUCUGCGGCCGUUGUGGAAGAGGCCUCGCCAACGCAAGCGGCCUGCGUGAUGGUCCAAGGCUUUUGGGAUGUGGCUGUCAUGGACUGGCUUGUAAAGGUUGGCAUUCCUUCAGAAUGCAUCCUGCAUCAGGCCAAGAAAGGGCAGCAACAGAAGAAAGCCAAGCAGGCUUCCAACAUCGGGACCAGCUCCGAAGCAGAUGCCGCGUCGACGCAGGAUCGGAGGCUGUGGCCUCACGUUGUGCCUUAUCGCCUUGGGAUGCUUCGCUUCUCGGAUUUCGGCCUUUUGCAGGCCCUCCGUUGCCAGAAAGCCACCGCAGGCACCCGUCUUGGACCCCGAAAGCUUCCGUCAGUUGCACAGGGACCUGACCUGCAGGUCUCCCGGGCAGCAAGAACACCGGGAAACCAACCGACUGAACAGCCAGGUGCCACCAGCACCUGA